This is a messenger RNA of Penicillium macrosclerotiorum, 441 nucleotides long. RefSeq lists its product as uncharacterized. The transcript has a single exon. The coding region runs from base 1 to 441 and encodes 146 amino acids. NCBI's taxonomy places the organism in Eukaryota, Fungi, Ascomycota, Eurotiomycetes, Eurotiales, Aspergillaceae. The record is from RefSeq and is a predicted model, not a curated record.
AUGGCCUCUCCCAUUCCACAGCCACGCUGUAUCAAUGGCCCUCCUUACGGAUCCAUGGCGUCGUGGUGCCUCCCACGCGGAACUAUCAUCCACCACCACCCAUCGUCCCUCAACACCGCACCAGCACCGCACCGACACCGCACCGACACCGCACUGACACCGCACCAGCGCCGCCCUUGGGUCAAGAUCCCUUCCUUUCUCCUCGCCAAGACCCGAUAUCGUGAUUUGUCACUCGAGCCGGAGAAACAGCCGCCGCUACCACCCACCGUCGAUCAUCCGGGCCUUGAUCCCGGAGCUGUGGGAGUCGCGACGUGGAUUGGUAGAUCAUUCCAUGCUUUCCCCUCCCUUGGCCCAUGGCGCAUCCGCGUUCGCUCUCGCUUUCCAUCCGCCCCCUGCCCUUGGGGUAACGAUGCUUCUUGGACCCAGUCGCCUGGGAUCUGA